Molecule: messenger RNA, 870 nt
Organism: Cajanus cajan (pigeon pea)
Lineage: Eukaryota; Viridiplantae; Streptophyta; Magnoliopsida; Fabales; Fabaceae
Source: RefSeq, a predicted model, not a curated record
AUGGCCCCCAACUUCUUGUUUCUCCUGAAAGAAAGUAAGCGCAUCAUCAAAACUAGGUCUCGUCACUUCAGCAUUCUCUUCCUCAUCUUCCUCUUACCCCUCUCUGUCUUCUUUCAAAUUCUCAUUUUCUAUUCCAACAUCUCUCAAACACAACAACAACAACAAAAACAAAAAACCAUAAACCCCUUGUUUUAUGUCCUCUACUUUGUUUUCGUUUUGGUCUUCUACACAUGUGCCCUAAGCAGCAUCACAUACAGUGUUUACCAUUUCUUCUAUGGUAGACCCGUGAAGCUCUUACCCUCCAUCUUCUCUUCCUUCUUACCCCUCCUUGUCACCAUGUUACUAUCUUUCCCAUGUUCCUUUUCAUUGGCGCUUCUCAUCAUUUUAGGGUUUGGGAUUGUGGAUGUAACGAGUUUAGGGUUCUUUGUUGUGCUUCCUUUGGUGCCUGUGGUUGUGGUGAUGUAUUUGAAAGUUAAUUGGACCUUGGUGCCAGUGAUAGUGGCAGUGGAAUCACGUUGGGGUUUGGAACCCUUUAGGAGGAGUGAGAGAUUGAUGAAGGGAAUGAAAGUGGUGGCACUAUCUCACUUAUUGAUCUCAGGGUUCUGGGUGGGGAUCUUGGUGCGGAUAUGCUCAAAUUUGAUGAAGGGUGUUUAUGGAAUUUGCCAUGGUAGCUGGGCUAAUGGGACAGUAAUUGGUGCAAGUUCUUGUUUGGUUGCUACCUUUUUGCUUAAUGAUAUUGCCGUCAGCACGGUCUUGUACAUAUAUUGUAGGGCUAAUCAUGGGGAGCAGUUCGGGAAAAACUAUGUUCGGUUGAUAUCUCCUGAUGGAGAUGUAGAGAAAGAAAAUUGUGGAAAAAGAAAAUGCAGAUAA